Messenger RNA from Laetiporus sulphureus 93-53, 885 nucleotides. RefSeq lists its product as uncharacterized. NCBI's taxonomy places the organism in Eukaryota, Fungi, Basidiomycota, Agaricomycetes, Polyporales, Laetiporaceae. The record is from RefSeq and is a predicted model, not a curated record. The transcript is spliced from 3 exons. Bases 1 to 885 code for a protein of 294 amino acids.
AUGCAACCGCCUCCACCAAAACCGAGGGAUUCCCAGGAAGUCCAAGACAAGUACAGGAGACUCGAGCAAAAGUACUUCGAACUCGAAGAAAAACACAAAGAGACCCUCAUUCAGCUCAAUAAUUUAGGUGAACAAAAUGUAAAAUGGAGAUCAGAGCGAGCGUCGCUGCUUGAUCGGAUUGCGGAACUCGAGGGCAAUCCCCAGGUCAAUCCGGGAGCACCGAUCCCUGCACCUCCGUUUUCUGCCUUUCCUCGCUCACUCCUCUCAGCCCACAACCAGAAGCUCUCCAUCAACAACCUCCGACAAGCUAUCGAUAAGGUUGAGCGCGAAGAUUCUGACGUCGACCCUUUCGUCCUCUCACGUCAUAUAGGGCCCGAGGCGCGAAAAGGCCAAGAGGCCGAGCUCAAGGAGAAACAGGAGGAGGAGGCGAGGGAGGUGCGGAGAGCGACACGAAAGGAGCUCAAGGUCGCACAGAAGAGCAAAGAUAUUGGUACGCCGUUGACGUUCGCACUCCAGCAGCCCAAUGCGUCCGUGUUGGUGUCGAGUUCGGGCACACGAUCACGACUCGAACCUCCGGCACCUCUUUCAGGAGACGCUGAGCCGGCAUCUGCAUUAUCGUCUGGCAUCACGCUCAACUCAGAUGAGGCAAGUCUACGAUUGCAGGCGAAUACCGAGUCUGAUGGAGCGCUCUCACCCGCCGUCAAUGUCGCAUGGAUGCAUCCGUGCAGUAUCACUGCUGUGGAUCCCAUCACCCCCGUGGAGUUCCCCGUCCACUCGCACAGGACCAUUGCCCCUAAGGGCCAUUGUGACUACCGUCCGACGUCUCUACCGGCCACGCCUCCGUCUCUUGGUUCAGUUUCACCAGAUGGCGCCACAAAGACGUGA